Mauremys reevesii (Reeves's turtle) is the source of this 2584-nucleotide messenger RNA. RefSeq names its product dynein axonemal assembly factor 1 (gene DNAAF1). Gene Ontology annotation, molecular function: dynein complex binding; protein binding. Gene Ontology annotation, cellular component: axoneme. The record is from RefSeq and is a predicted model, not a curated record. Lineage: Eukaryota; Metazoa; Chordata; Testudines; Geoemydidae. Gene Ontology annotation, biological process: cilium assembly. Bases 314 to 2485 code for a protein of 723 amino acids. The transcript has 14 exons.
UAGAGGGCGCCGCGCAGGGGCUUCUGGUCCCGCCGUAGGGGUCGCCAUGGUUACGGGAGAAGCGGUUGGUAGCGGUUGAGGCGGAGGGAAGCGGUCUUGUUUUAGGUCUCAAUUCUGCAAUCGGGUCCCUGUGAUUGUACCUUCCUGCCCACAAAGUCACAGGUUCAAAUGUCUGCCCACAUCAAUCCAACUGCAGGACUGGAGUUUUGGUCCUUACUCAUGCAAUACUCCCAUUGAAGCCACUGGAAAUUUUGUAUGAGUAAAAGUAAUAGGAUUGGCUAAUAGGUCAUACCCUAACUUGUCAUCCAUCUAAAUGGCAGAGCUUAAAAUGCGACCACCAUAUGGAGAGACUGGUCCAGAAAAGGGAAUCAAGCAGGAAGUUAAUGAGCAAGAUAUGUCAGAAGAGUCUCCAAGUGAUUGCAGAAAUGGAGAUAUCCAGACAAACAAUGAAAAUAGUCUUGUAAAAACAGAACUACAGUCCCAAUCACAAGAUGUAGAGCCAGAGCCUGAAGAGGGAAUCAAAGAUGAUGUGACUGUACAAAGGAAGUCAGAAGAGAUUUUGAAUGAUUACAGUACUGGAGAUACCAUGAUAGCUGUAAAAACAGAAGAUACUAAAUCUGAAGAGAAAACCAUGUACACUGUGUCCAAAAUAUAUCAACAUAAUGAGCAGCAGUCAGGUGGUGAUCAUAAACCAGUGACCAAUUCAUCCAGUGUCAAGGCAGAAGAAAACAAAGGUUGCCUUCGAAUGACGAAAAAGCUCCUGCGAGACAUCUGCAAACAGCAAAAAUUAUACAUGACCCCAAGUUUGAAUGAUACACUAUAUUUACAUUAUAAAGGAUUUGACCGCCUUGAGAAUCUUGAAGAGUAUACAGGAUUAAAGUGUCUAUGGCUUGAAUGCAAUGGUUUAACAAAAAUUGAGAACCUGGAGGCUCAGACAGAGUUGCGCUGCCUGUACUUGCACCUCAAUUUAAUUAAUAAAAUUGAAAACCUGGAACCCCUGCAAAAGCUGGAUUCGCUCAACCUCAGUAACAAUUAUAUCAAGAUUAUUGAAAACCUCUCUUGUCUGAGUGUUCUGCACACUCUGCAGAUUGCUCACAAUAAGUUACAAACAGUGGAAGACAUACAGCACCUGCAGGAGUGCCCAACCAUCUGUGUCCUUGACCUUUCUCACAACAAGUUAGAUGAUCCAAAUAUUCUAAAUAUCCUGGAGACCAUGCCUGAUUUGCGUGUGCUGAAUUUGAUGGGAAAUGAAGUGAUUAAGAAAAUUCCUAAUUAUAGAAGGACACUUACUAUUCGACUAAAACAGUUAACAUACCUGGAUGAUAGGCCAGUUUUUCCAAAGGACAGAGCCUGUGCAGAAGCCUGGGCCAUGGGUGGGCGUGAAGCAGAGAAGAGUGAAAGGGAAAAAUGGGAGACCAGGGAGAGAAAGAAGAUCCAAGACAGCAUUGAUGCGCUAACAGCGAUCAGGCGAAAAGCUGAAGAGAAGAAAAGACAAAGAGAAAAGGAAGAAAGAGAUAUACUUAGAAAGUGUGAAAAUAGAGGCACAACAGAGGCCCAGGAAGGAGAGGUUCCACCCACAAGUUACAGCAGCGAUGUGACUAACAAUACUUCAGGGAUUUCAAAUGCUUCUGACGAGACAGAAACUCAGAAGAUUAAGAAAUUUGUAAAUGAAAGCAUGGAGGCCCAUGAUGAAGUUUUAGCUGAAACAUCAAGUAAAGAAGAGCUGGAUCGCCUGCAUACUAACGUUACUGGUAACAUUCAGAAGGAUGGGCAAGAAGCUAAUUCUCACAAAUACCCAAAUUUCAGUACUAAUGAAGAAGCGAUACUAGUAGGGAAUAUGGCUACCGAAGGUGCCCUGGUUACUGAACUGGAUGAGUCUGCAGAAACAGAGCAAAUUAAACUGGAGAUACCAGAGAAGCUUUUCAUUGAUGAACUGCCUGAUUUAGAAGAUGUGGAUGUUAGUGAAUUCUCACCAGUAGAGGAAAACUCAAUCAGAAAGCAAGCAUGUCAUCCAAAGAUUGAAAUCAUUUCUGAAGUGAGUGAUGACAAGGACUCUGCUUCAGAGGAAAACAAAACCUUAUUUGGGGACUCAAUAACCGAAGAGAUCCCAACAGCCAUCUUUUCAAAUAUAUGUAAGGUACCUGAAGACAGUCAAAGGGAAACCACAAGACUCCUUGUAGAAGGUUUAGCAGAGCCUUGGAGUCCAGAGAGAGACUUAGAGAUCAAAGUCAAACAAGCCAAACCUUUGAAACCAUUGAUACAAGAGAUUAUUGCUGAACCAAUGGAUGAGAUACUGACAUCAGCAGCCUACAGUAAAGUGGAUGACCUAACCCCAGAGGAAUUGGACAACAAAGACAGUCACAUCAAACCCUCCUGCCCUGAGAACAGCACUGAGGACAAAAUGGUGCAGUGCCUGGCAGAAAAUGGAGGAUCCCCUCAUAAACCACAACAAGAUAACGAGGACAUCGAGUAUGGGUUAGAUUAAGUGAUGAAUAAAAAUGGACCAAAUAUGGAAUACACCAUCCAGCCCACUAUUUGUGGUUACUCCUACAGUGGGUCCCUCAGUAAAACACCUGAAAAUACA